Oikopleura dioica is the source of this 522-nucleotide messenger RNA. NCBI's taxonomy places the organism in Eukaryota, Metazoa, Chordata, Appendicularia, Copelata, Oikopleuridae. The record is from the annotation of a GenBank genome assembly.
AUGAAAAAUUUCCUGGCAAGAGAAGAGAUGCAAAUUGAAAACGGUCACUUUGGAGAUUGCGAAGGGCUAGAAAAUUCAGCGUCAGAUGUGAAGUGUUUCGCCAUCUGUGAUGACGGCUUAGUAGGGAACUGGAAGAAGAAAAUCCCGGAAGUUUUCGUCCGCUGCAAAACAGAGAAUCCCGAGGAUCUCAAAUUCAAAACAAAAAGCUUCCCAAAAGACCCUUUGAAAUGCUCUGAAAUUGUCAAAUCUUGCCCUGAUUCGAUGCAAAUUUCCAAAGGCUCCAUCCUCUCUGUGUCUUCUUCUCCAACGAGCACAGUUUAUGAUGUUCUUUGCGAUGCUGAAGAAGGCAGCAAAGGAUCAGUGACAUGCUUCGAGAAAAAUGGGAAGUUCAAGAGCAGCGAUUUAGGCAAAUACUGGCAAGAUGCGUGUAGUAAAAUUUCUUGCAAAGAAGAAGAUGCUAGCACAGAGUUUCCUAUUGCAGAUUCUGGUGCUCAGUGGAGAUGCAAAAAAAAUCUUCAUUGA